AUGAGGAACUUUGACUCUCUAACUGUUUUACUUGUCUGCAGCCUCAGUUGGAUCCCUGUAUCACAACCUUUGGAGGUUCAGUCUGAAAACGAAGUCACACUUCUGUGCUCCAACUUUUCCAGUUCUCACUCACAAAUAUUCUGGUUCAGAGUGACCAAGAGAGCCAAACUCACCCGUAUCGCCUCCAUGUUCAAACCUGAUGAACCUGCUUCAUUCUACGAUGGAUUUCAAAAUGGAAAAUUUGAAAUGAGCACCAACAUAUCAACUGUGUUUCUCAAAAUUAAACAGCUGGAUUUAUUGGACUCUGGACUUUAUUUCUGUGGAUAUAAAAUGCAGAAGAGUACGGUUAUUGUCGAAGCAACAGAUUUAGUGGUCCAAGACACUUUUAUCAGAUUACCAAAUGUGAUGAGUGUGAUCCUCGGUGUUCUGACUGUUUUCCUGAUCACAGCCAUCGUUUGUCUGACUGUUAAAAUCAAAAAGCUUCAGAAAGUUCAAACUGAAGGAAAGAAUCUACAACAAGAAGAGAGGCAGAGCUCAGAGCACCUGCACUAUGCAGCUGUGACAUUUCGUCCAAAAACAGAAAGUCCUCACAGGCCUGCAUCAGUCACAGAAGUGGACCCAGAUGUUAUUUAUUCAUCUACUCGAUAGACUCGGAAAGUGACCGAGCACUUCAUGGAACCGAGGGUCUUCCCCUCUCCUCAACUGGUUACAGCAGAUGGCUCUUCCUGUUGGAGGCUUCUUCUUGUUAAAAGGGAGUUUGCU
This is a messenger RNA of Oreochromis niloticus (Nile tilapia), 762 nucleotides long. RefSeq lists its product as uncharacterized. NCBI's taxonomy places the organism in Eukaryota, Metazoa, Chordata, Actinopteri, Cichliformes, Cichlidae. The record is from RefSeq and is a predicted model, not a curated record. The transcript is spliced from 6 exons. The coding region runs from base 1 to 648 and encodes 215 amino acids. Gene Ontology annotation, biological process: response to bacterium.